Cylicostephanus goldi is the source of this 327-nucleotide messenger RNA. The record is from the annotation of a GenBank genome assembly. Lineage: Eukaryota; Metazoa; Nematoda; Chromadorea; Rhabditida; Strongylidae.
AUGAGCGUAAGGCUAAAGGACUUAGUAGAAGAGGUUGUUGCUAAGGUGUUACAACGAAUAUUUGAGAAACGACCAGAUUAUCAGAAGUACGUUUAUGCACUUGGCAAGGAACGAGCCUAUCAAAUGAGCGUAAGGUUAAAGGACUUAGUAGAAGAGGUUGUUGCUAAGAUCUUUGAUCCCGACCAUAUCUGUGCCAUUUCACGAGUCUACGGUGAAGAGCAUGUGGAACUGAAGUCAUUUGGAUUUAAACCCGACUUUUGGGUAUCGAUCGCUGAUGCCAUUACUGUUGAGGGUGUGAUUUUGGAUAUGGCCAAUCACCAGGUUUGA